AUGCUUGCCACGGCCUUUGCGGAUUUCGACGUUGUGAUUCUCGACAUUGAAGGGACAAUAUGUCCAAUCACUUUCGUCCACGAUGUAUUGUUUCCGUAUGCCCUGAAAGCACUUCCUAAAUAUCUCGAUGAUCAUUGGAAUACCAUCGGAUUUGCUCCAUACCAGAAAUCGUUUCCCGAAGACUGUAGAGCUGAUCGCUUGGCAUUCGAAAGCCAUGUUCACGAUCUGGUCGCCAGGGAUGUCAAGGCACCAUACCUAAAGGCUCUUCAGGGGCUUCUGUGGGAAUCUGGCUAUCAUUCGGGAGAAAUCAAGGCGCCCGUCUAUUGUGAUGUCGCUCCAUUCAUUUCAGCGGCUUACUCUGCAAGGAAGAUUCUCAUCAUCUACUCCUCAGGGUCUGUUCGGGCACAGAAGUUGUUCUUCGCGCACACGACUGCAGAACCCUCAAACUUGACACAGUUUAUCUCUGGCUGGUUUGAUACUGUCAACGCCGGGCCAAAGACGGAACCCAGUAGCUAUGCUACUAUACUUGCCAGCUACAAGGAGAUCAAACCCUCGAGGUGGCUUUUCCUAAGUGACAACCCACUGGAAGUGCGCGCGGCGUUGUUGGCAGGCUUGCGCAGCCUUGUUGUGGCUCGUCCGGGGAAUGCCCCUCUCCCCCCAGAUAGUUACUUCUCUAGCAUCGCCAUUCCAGACUUUUCUCACCAGUCCGAAACCAAAAUCAAGCAGUCUUUGGAAGCUUUGGAACAGGUUACUGAGUACUGA
Molecule: messenger RNA, 762 nt
Organism: Ustilaginoidea virens
Lineage: Eukaryota; Fungi; Ascomycota; Sordariomycetes; Hypocreales; Clavicipitaceae
Exons: 3
Coding region: 1-762 (253 amino acids)
Molecular function (GO): magnesium ion binding; acireductone synthase activity
Source: RefSeq, a predicted model, not a curated record